Messenger RNA from Orbicella faveolata, 2729 nucleotides. Its product is annotated as histone acetyltransferase KAT7-like. Gene Ontology annotation, biological process: regulation of transcription by RNA polymerase II. The record is from RefSeq and is a predicted model, not a curated record. Gene Ontology annotation, molecular function: histone H4 acetyltransferase activity; histone H3 acetyltransferase activity; zinc ion binding. Gene Ontology annotation, cellular component: nucleus; histone H3-K14 acetyltransferase complex; chromatin. NCBI's taxonomy places the organism in Eukaryota, Metazoa, Cnidaria, Anthozoa, Scleractinia, Merulinidae.
AAUGAAAGGUCAGUCAUGUCAGCCUACACUUCAGGCCAAAAAAAUUUCGGACGGUUUCAUUUUCUGCUCUUUUUUUGUCCUCCGAAUUGUUUUGCAAGUAAAAAAUAUCACCCAUAUUUAUUUAUUUCACUAAGCUACCUGCGAUCAGGCGUUUUUUUUUCGUUGAACGGGGGAAGGGGAAUUGGGAAAAAGUUCUUUUUCUUCUCCUUUUCCCGAAGAUCGCAGGUUACGCGGUAAGCAGAUUAGACCCUGGGUAUGAGUCGCUCGCGGGUCCUCCCGCGCGUAUGCCGAUUCCAAGAUGGCGUCGACCUUCGAGGCAACCAUGUUUUAUAUUUUCAGAGAUAUUUGACGGUAGCUCUUCUUUCCAAGUUUAAAUCACGAAUCGUCAUGCCUAAACGCAAGGUGACCCAGGAUUUAUCAGAUGAUUCAGAUUUUGAAGUUGAUGUAGUGGAAAUCUCUGACAGCAACAGUGAUGUAACAGGAAACCCUUUACCCAGUAAAAGAUCAUCAAGUUAUUCUUGGAGAAACAAGAAAGUGCCUAAAGGUCAGUGUAUAAAAACAAAAAGAAGAUCCACUCGACUCAAUACAAGAAGUGGUUCAGAAGACAACCAACAAGAUUGUGUCAUUUGUCAUGGCUUUGAGGAUGAUCAGGAGUUCUUACAAUGUUCAAAUUGUAAAACAAUUGGACACAGAUCAUGUUUGAACCUAUCCAGCACUACCUGUCCCAGGUUGGAAAGUUCUUUGUGGCAAUGUAAAGAGUGUAAAUUGUGUUAUAUAUGCAAGGUAGCUGAAAGUGAGGUGGAACUUGAAAUGUGUGACAGCUGUGACAGAGGAUUCCACUCCCCAUGUGUUUCUCAACAAGUGUCAGUGCAACGCAUCAGUAUGUGUCCUGACUGUGCAUCAGUAAACCCUAACACCAUGCAAUUAGCUAACACUAUUGAAACUUGUGCAGUUAAGAAAAAGCGAGGGAGACCAAGGAGAGUCCAAACACCAUCGGAAAUAUCUCAAACUGACUAUGAAUCAGAAAGUUCACCUGGCACUGUUUACACACCCAACACUGAUCCUAAAGAAAGACAAAUUGUUAAAAGAAGGAAGAAAUGUCCCACGCCUGGAUGUGAUGGGAGAGGGCACAUGACAGGCAGAUUUGAAAUGCAUCAUACUAUAUCUGGCUGUCCAAAGUAUCACAAUAUGACACCACAAGAGUGCAAGGAGAAGGCAAAAGAAAGAGAGAAGGACCUGACAGUUUCUUCUGAGCAAACAAGUGUGAAAUCAAGCAGAUCACCCAACAAGAUGGAGCAGCCCAAGAAGACAUUAAGAAGCAAAGUUCAGCUGUCCUUUAUGCCAGAAAAGAUCCGUGCAGCUGUAACAAGCAAGGAAAUUACUCCAGAGGAACACAGUCUGCAGAAAGGCAAUGACAGAAAGAUGAGCAAGUUAUCUAGUGAAAAUCUUCACAACGUGCCAGGUCAUCCCUGUGAAUCGGAUACAAAUGGUGCUUCAGCGGUUGAACAUCUGGAUGAAGAAGCUCUCAAAGACAUAGCGACAGAAACUGAUUUCAAAUUGUUCAAAGAGGCUUGGAAAAGAUCUAUAGAUGCUAAUGAAGAGGAACUGCUGCCAUUAAAUGGUAGAUCUGGAAGCCGUUCUAUCGUGUUUGGUUCUUUUGAGAUAGAUACUUGGUACUCCUCUCCUUAUCCUGAGGAAUUCCAACGACUGCGAAAAAUAUACAUCUGUGAAUUCUGUCUCAAAUAUAUGAAGAGUCAAACAGUUCUUAGGAGACAUGUGGCUAAAUGCCACAGUAGAUAUCCACCAGGAGAUGAAAUAUACCGAAAGAAUGGCCUUUCUAUAUUUGAAGUGGAUGGAAAAAACCACAAGGUUUACUGCCAAAACUUGUGUUUAUUGGCCAAGUUAUUUCUUAAUCACAAGACUCUUUACUAUGAUGUGGAACCUUUCCUGUUUUAUGUCAUGACGGUAGCAGACUCAACAGGCUGUCACAUGAUUGGUUACUUUUCAAAGGAAAAGAAGUCCUUUUUGAACUACAAUGUAUCAUGUAUACUUACCCUGCCAGUAUACAUGAAACAAGGAUAUGGAAAAAUGCUGAUUGAUUUUAGUUAUCUCCUAUCAAAAGUGGAAGGAAAAGUUGGUUCACCCGAGAAGCCUCUAUCAGAUCUUGGACUGAUUAGUUAUCGCAGUUAUUGGAAGAGCAUUUUGCUUAAAUAUCUCAAGAAUUUUGGGUUUGACAGGAUCUCCAUUAAAGACAUCAGCCAGGAAACAGCACUUCAUCCAAGUGACAUUAUCAGCACUCUACAGUAUUUGGGUAUUCUGAAGUACUGGAAAGGAAAACACGUCAUUUUAAGAGCCACGGAUCUAUUUGAUGACUACGAGAAGAAGGCUUUAUCUAGGCCUGCCAGCUAUCAGGAGAUUGAUCCCACGUGUCUAUCGUGGGUCCCAAGAACUAUUCAAGAUGAAAAAACAUAGUAUGGCCACCCUUAGGGUUGACUGACAAGUAGAGCAGAACGACGUGUACUAAAACACAAAGUUUACAAGAUCGUCUUAGUCCCUCUGAUGGAGAUAACGAUUGUUGCUCCCUUACAAAGGCAGCAAUCCUCAUGGGAAGUCUUGGGACGCUUCAUCUUUUACCAAUAAAUCUUUGUCUUCACCUCCCCCUCACAGACCAACUCAGUGCUGACGUUGAUCCAUACAACAGGCCCCAUGUUCUCCUUUCCUUUUUUUUU